This is a messenger RNA of Colletotrichum spaethianum, 1623 nucleotides long. Its product is annotated as general alpha-glucoside permease. Gene Ontology annotation, biological process: carbohydrate transport; transmembrane transport. The record is from RefSeq and is a predicted model, not a curated record. Lineage: Eukaryota; Fungi; Ascomycota; Sordariomycetes; Glomerellales; Glomerellaceae. Gene Ontology annotation, molecular function: carbohydrate:proton symporter activity. Bases 1 to 1623 code for a protein of 540 amino acids. Gene Ontology annotation, cellular component: membrane. The transcript has 5 exons.
AUGUCGACAGGAGUCGUCGAGGAGGGGCACGAUGGUGGCCGGUUCAACGAGAAAGACACGGACGCCCACCACAUCGAUGCUGCGCACUCCAAAGUGUUGGCCGAUUCGGACCUCAUGAAUGAUGCCUUCGAUGGCGAGAAUGAGGAGCACGAGCAGGGUUUAUGGGAGGCUGUCAAGACUCACCCAAAGGCUUGCUUUUGGGCGUUCAUCAUGUGCUUCACGAUUGUCAUGGAGUCGUUCGACAUGUUUUUGAACGGUAACUUCGUCGCCCAGCGUGCCUUUCAAAUGGAGUACGGUGUCUUGGUGGGAGACGAGUAUGUUAUACAAACCAAAUGGCAAAGUGCACUUUUCCAAGCCGGUCAAUGUGGUGCUUUUGUCGGUGUCUUCUUGGCGGGACCCGUUGUCAACCGUUUCGGCUACCGUCUGACUACUAUCUUCGCCCUGAUUCUCAUGAACGCCACAAUUUUCGUUUCCUUCUUUGCCAACUCCAUCGAACUUCUUACGGUCGGACAAGCGUUGGAAGGCGUCCCUUGGGGAUUCUUCAUUGCCAUUGGCCCUGCCUACGCUAGCGAAAUCGUUCCUCUUGCCCUUCGAGGUGCCUGCACGGCUACUCUACAAAUGAGUUGGUCUAUCGGUUCAAUCAUUGUCGCCGGCGCUACCCUUGGGUACAACAAGCGAACGGACGAGUGGGCUUGGCGAGGGCCUCUUGCCUUGCAAUGGAUCUUUCCUACCCCGCUGAUGGUGAUCAUCUUCUUUGCCCCCGAGUCUCCUUAUUGGCUCAUCCGCCGUGGACGCAAGGAGGAGGCACUUCACUCUGUCAAGCGCCUCGGUGCUUCCAGCGCCACGACUCACCAGAAUCAACAAAAAUAUGCCAUGAUCGAGCGAACCGUCGAAAUUGAAGCUCAGAUGGGUGGUAGCCCCAGCCUUAUUGACCUGUUCAAGGGUGUCGACCUGAGGCGAACUACCAUCACGUGCUUGAUGUACGCGUCGCAGAACUUUGCUGGUAACCUGAUCGCCAACCAAGCAACUUUCUUCUUUGAGCAAGCUGGAAUGUCUCAUGACCGUGCUUUCGAUCUCAAUCUGAUCAACUCGUGCCUCCAACUCUUUGCCAACGCUCUCUCCUGGCCCCUCAGUGCCUGGUUCGGCCGCCGCACUAUCUAUCUUUGGGGCACAGUCACCAACGUUACGUUGCUCAUGAUUCUUGGCAUCUGCGCCUCCGUCCAACAGAGCACUGCGACCAACUACGCCCAGGCCGUUCUCGGUAUCCUCAUCUCCUUCGUCUUCGCCGGUACCCUCGGACCGAUCUCAUACACCAUCAUUGCCGAGACAUCUGCGGUCCGACUUCGCUCGUUGAGUACCGCUGUUGGCCGUGCCGCCUACUACGUUGCGGAAAUCCCUAUGAUCUACUUGGCUUCGCAGAUGCUUAACCCAAGUGGGUGGAACCUCGCUGGCAAGUGCGGUUAUGUCUGGGGAGCUACCGCCUCUGUGUGUUGGGUCAUGGCCUUCUUCUUCCUUCCUGAGCUCAAGCACCGCUCCUACCGUGAGGCGGACAUCUUGUUUAACCGCAAGGUUCCUGCUAGGAAGUUCAAGUCGACUGUCAUUAAUGUGACGGAUAACGAGUAG